Lagenorhynchus albirostris (white-beaked dolphin) is the source of this 2346-nucleotide messenger RNA. RefSeq names its product leucine rich melanocyte differentiation associated (gene LRMDA). Gene Ontology annotation, biological process: melanocyte differentiation. The record is from RefSeq and is a predicted model, not a curated record. The coding region runs from base 1035 to 1805 and encodes 256 amino acids. The transcript is spliced from 3 exons. Gene Ontology annotation, molecular function: protein binding. NCBI's taxonomy places the organism in Eukaryota, Metazoa, Chordata, Mammalia, Artiodactyla, Delphinidae.
GCCUGGAGCAUUGCAGGAGGGGCCUGCCUCCUCCUGAGGAUGGAGAGAGCCAUCCUCUGCUGGCCUCGGGGUCUAGGGCACGUUUUGAGGAGGGGGAGACAGUGUGUAGGGAGUGAGCAGCUGGGCCCGGGCAUCCAGAACCCAAAGCAAGUCAGCAGCCGCCACCCCCAGCCCAGGCCUCCCCAAGCUGAGGAGUCUGGGUUUAAUUUUCUGGUCAGUGCAAAAAGGAGGCGGAAGAGGACGAGGAGGAGGAGAAGAAAGGAGAGAGUUGAAGUUCCAGUGCAGUGGGCUGGGAUCUGUCACUCAGUGCACAGCCCGCUGACGACUAAGGGCAGCCGAGCUGUGAGCGGCCCAUGAUUUAUGGACACCGAGUGAACUCCUGCGGCAGAAACCAGCCUUGAGAUCAGAGCAGCAAUAGGGCCCUUUUUUUGGCAGGAGACAGGGCCUGCAUUUUUCUCAUUCAUGCCAAACUGCUUUGCACGGCAAUUAGCUCUGUCCUCAUUUAGUCUCCAGUCCCAAAGGGUAAUGAAAGUCAUAUAUCAUCUUCAAGACUGCUAAUUAUUGAGCUCGCUUACAGUUGUGGUUGGUGAAGAAGUUGGUCUGAUGCAAGCUAAUCCACCAUAUCCAGAAGCAAUACAAAGAGCAUGGACUUCGGAGCCAGAACUCCAGGAUUCAAAUCUCAGUUCCAUCAUUUACUUGUCCUGUGAUCAUGAACAAGAAUCGACAUAAUUUCUCUGGCUGCGGGUUGCGCUGUCUGUAUCCGAAUAAAUCCAGCUCGCAUUCGUCCAGCAGGAAACGGCUCCCGGUUCCCGUGUACGGAGACGCAUCGGCCCAGCACGGGACGCGAGAUGGCUCCUCGUGCUCAUAAGGCGGCAGGUCUGGCCUCCGAGGGAGGCUGGACUAUCAGCGCGCUCAGGCCGAGCAGCCUCUCGCUGCCCGGCAGUGCCUGGCAGUCGCCCGCCUCUGCCUGUGCUUCGGGAACCCGCCGGGCCGAGUCCGUCCGGGGCGAAAACUGAAAGCAAAUUCCACGGCAGAUGAAGCUCGAACUUUCUACGAAGCAAGUUUGCAGCAAAGAUUCGGUGGUACCUUUGAGAGGACAGCGCGCGCAAAGUGGGGCGGUGGGCGAAGAGGGCACCGGAUGUCUGAGCUUGGUCCGCGGCGAAACGAGAGGGAAGGCGCCUCCCCUUCCUUAUUUCUCGCCAACUCCUCGGCCUCUGUCCGUAAAAAUAGUUUCCAAGGUGCCGCGGACUCCCAGGAUGUGGUUGUGGGAAUCGCACCAGGGAGGAGGCGGCUUUGUAAAAGUUGCAGAAAAAGCUUUACCCAGAAGCGUGCGUCCAGCCGGGCUCAAGAAAGCUUGGGACCAACUCGCCUUGCCCCGGGCAGAGGAGCCCCCUGGAGAGCCCCCUGCCCAGACCUCUCCCCUCACCUCGAAACCGCACGUAAAUAACCUCCCGCUGCCUGCCCCGCAAACUUCUACGCGCGGUGCCGCGCUUGGCGGGCGAGGCCCGGACGCAGAGCCGGCCCGCAAGGCCGCUUGUCGGCCCACUCAAGCCAGCCUUGAUACAGGCUUGCGCGGAUGUGAGAGGAUGAGUGUGGUUCCGGCUCCCACUUGGCUGCCCAGACCAUCACCGCCGGCCUCUCAGAGCAAGAGCUCCCCUCGGGAGCGGUGGUCUUGGGGAGCUGACGAGGGUGCAAAAGGCGCGCGCGGGGCCGCGGGGGGGGGGCGGCCGCCGGUCUCUCCACGGGGCCUGUCGCCGGGCCGGCCGCGGCGGGUGAGUGAUGAGGGCAGAGAAGGGCGCCCAUAAAUCGCGGGUGUCAGGGCGAAAAACUCUCUUUAUUGUCUGCGUGAUGGAUGGGCCCGGGGACGAGACACCAAAUACUUCGUAUCGCCUUUAAAUGGGAACACAUUUUCCGCGGCCAUAAUUCAUGUUUUUUAAAUAGAAAGUUUGAAAUGUUGCCUAUAUUUCACCGGCCCUGACAUAUUUAUGAAUCGCUCCCUGCAUGCAAAUAUCAUUAUUUAAAGCGCCGGGGAGAGCUCGAGGGAGGGAGGAGGCGCGGCCCCCGGGGCGUGGGGGUGGUGAACUGGGGAAACGCGAAUGGAGAGGGGGGAUAGGCGCCCUAAAGUGCGGACAAUGAGGCGCGGAGGAAAGCCGUAUCCGGCAGCCCAGCGCACCGGGGGCUCCCCUCCCACCGCCGGACCCCUCACAGCCGCUCGGGGAAGUUUGUGCGGUUUGGGGGUCCCACCCACUGCCAGGAGACCAGGGGGCAUUUUGCGUCCGUCUCCGAGGCUCUGAUCAGAGCCACCUUUUCCGAGAAGGAAGUAAAAAAAAAAAAUAAUUUAACAAA